Cercospora beticola is the source of this 3121-nucleotide messenger RNA. Lineage: Eukaryota; Fungi; Ascomycota; Dothideomycetes; Mycosphaerellales; Mycosphaerellaceae. The record is from RefSeq and is a predicted model, not a curated record.
ACGAGUUCUUGGAAGUCGUGAUCGUUCACAGCAACCCACUCGCACCGUCUUUUUCGUGGCAGGGCUGGGGCCGGGACCGCUGCCCGCCCGGAGCGCUCCCCUCGCUGCAUCAGCAAUUCUGCAGGGUCGGCGAAAGGCAUUGGCUUUUCUCGUGGAGUCGCUCGGAGUCACUGGCCUCUGCAACAGACUGCCCAAGAGGCACGGCCUUCCCUGCGACACCAGAAUAACUGUCCUCACUGCCUACUUGCAUCCGUUGCGCCUUCUCCGACGGCUCUCCCAGUGCACUCACCACCAUCCUGCACAUCAUCACCUCAGCCUGACCGGUGGAUCAGCCUGCGACCCUAUAAUAAAAUCCAAAAAAAUCCCCCGAUACCCUCCGACUUCACCCAUUCGAAGACCCAUAUGCCGCCAACUCGCCCGGCCCGCUUGCCUAAGCUUAGCAUCUCUGCAACUCCCGCUGCCUCGUGUCGCGCGACCCAGACUACAAUUGCACCUUUUGUCUCGACUCGCAACACCUCUGCACAUCCUCUUCCUCCUCAUUCAACUCCCUCUCUCCCUCCUGCGUCGUCCAAGAGCAGCAUCUCCAAGCCUCGCCGUUGCUCGAAUAAGCUUUCCGACGCCGGGUACCCCAGACGAGCUUUCACCACCUCUCCCGCAAAUACGGCCACAGUCGCAGCAGCUGCCAUGACUUCCGCAAAGAACGGCUUUGCUCCUCAAGCAAACAUCAAGCAAGCUGCCGUGCACCACCACCACCCAGAGAGGAGGAUUGUUCCAGCACCUGCCGACUAUGACACCACACACUCCAAGGAGACCCGCAAAUACCUGAGAACAUACGGCCUGACUCCUCCGGCUGUCGAGUCAUUUGAGAACCAAGCCAAGCGAUGCCUUGCUGUCCUCGAAUCAAGAAAGACACCCAUUGAGAAGUAUCAAUACCUCUCCGUGCUCCGAAACACCAACGUCAACCUCUUCUACCGUCUAUUCGCACACAACGUCAAGGAGCUGACUCCUCUCAUCUACACACCCACUGUGGGAGAGGCAUGCCAAAGAUGGUCGGAACUAUACACACAACCAGAGGGUCUCUACCUCUCAUGGGAGGACAAGGGACACCUACACUCUGUCAUUCAAAACUGGCCACACGAUGUCGAAAUCACCGUCGUCACUGAUGGCUCACGUAUCCUCGGUCUUGGAGACCUUGGAAUCAACGGCAUGGGCAUUCCAGUCGGCAAGCUCUCCCUGUACACUGCCUGCGCCGGUAUCCACCCACUCCGAACCCUCCCACUCUGCCUCGAUCUCGGAACCAGCAACGAGCAAUUCCGAAACGAUCCCCUAUAUCUCGGCAGCCGACGUGACAAGGUCACCGCAGAGGAAGAGAAGGAAUUCUUGGACGAGAUGAUGGCUGCUCUCACUGAGCGAUGGCCAUCAAUCGUGAUUCAGUUCGAGGACUUCAAGAACCCAUUCCCAUCUCUCGAGCGAUACCAGGAUACAUACACCAUGUUCAACGACGACAUUCAGGGUACUGGAGCCGUCAUUACUGGUGGCUUCAUCAACGCCGUGAAGCAAUCCGGUGUCCACCCCGCAGAGCAGCGUGCUGUCUUCCUCGGAGCUGGAAGUGCAGGUGUCGGUGUUGCCAAGCAGCUUACAGAGUUCUUCAUGAAGGAGGGUCUGAGCGAAGAGGAGGCCAAGAAGCGAUUCUGGCUCGUGGAUUCACAAGGUCUGGUCACUCUCGACCGACCUGGCCGACCCCUGGCUGAGCACAAGAUCUACUUUGCUCGUGACGACAACGAUGGCCAACAAUUCCAAACUCUGGAAGAGGUCAUCGAAUACGUCAAGCCAACCAUCCUCAUGGGUCUCUCCACAAUCGGCGGUGCCUUCACACCUCAAAUCCUGACCAGAAUGGCCGAGCUCAACGACCGUCCAGUGAUCUUCCCUCUCUCCAACCCAUCCAGCAAGUCUGAGUGCACAUUCGAGGACGCCAUCAAGUACACCAAGGGUCGUUGCCUGUUCGCCUCGGGAUCUCCUUUCCCAACACUCACAUACGAGGGCAAGGAGCUCACACCCGGCCAAGGCAACAACAUGUACGUCUUCCCAGGUAUCGGCCUCGGAGCAAUCCUCAGCAAAGCUGUCAACGUCACCCAAAACAUGAUCUACGCCUCCGCCGAAUCCCUCUCCACAUCCCUCACCGAAUCAGAAGUCGCCGACAACUGGCUCUACCCGGACAUCCGUCGCAUUCGCGAAGUCUCCGUCGUCGUGACACGAGGCGUCAUCCGCGCCGCACAAAAAGACGGCAUGGACCGAGAGCUCGCUUUGAGGAAUCUCAAUGACGAGGAUCUCGAUGAUUACAUUCGCGCGAGAAUGUAUGACCCUUUUAAGGAGCAUGAGAAGGUUGGAGAUGAGAUCAAGGAGUUGGUUAAUGGUGCGUAGAAACUGGUUCGAAUGUCUGCUUUCGAUGUGACGAUUCUUGUCUGUCGAUCGUAUGGGACAGAACUCUUCAGGAGGGUCGAUGAACCAUUCAUACUAAUUCGUUUUCUUCUGGCAUUAGGUGAUAGAGCGAGGCUGUGAAUCAAAUGAAGCCCACAGCGACAGUUGUGGUGAAAGUGCCCCGGGUUUGAGGGCUUGAGAACAACAUCUGGAAGUCACUUUCCUUGCUUCCUUGCUUUACUGGAUUGCAGGAUGUGUUUAUCAGUCUGAUUUUUUGUUUUACUCUUGUCCCUUGCAUGGAUUGGCGUUUCUAUCCAAUGCUUUGAAGCGAUACCCAAUCUAUGAUGUGCCAUGCGAACAAAUGGCUUUUGGAAAGUUGCAAAUUGCGAGGUAGAUGUAAGUAGUCAUGAAUGGGUUUAGGAAAGUGACCUCUGAUGUUCGUGAUGUGCUAGGCCUUCUCAAUGUUUCACUGUCGUAUUCUUUCCUGUUGCGUCGUAGUCUCGCCGGAGGCGAUGGAGGGACGGGGGGAGGAAAGAGGAAGGAGAGAUACUGAUCAAAGGCUUGGCGGGAACUCUUAUUUUGGACUUCACGUCUUGGAAUUUGCAGCGUCUGUUCAUUACGACAGUGUCCAGCGUUGUCCAUAUUUAAGACCCUUGUUGCAGCAGAACCUCUAGCUGUUGGGUGAACUAGAAUCGAACUGACG